Messenger RNA from Histoplasma mississippiense, 2577 nucleotides. RefSeq lists its product as hypothetical. The transcript is spliced from 3 exons. NCBI's taxonomy places the organism in Eukaryota, Fungi, Ascomycota, Eurotiomycetes, Onygenales, Ajellomycetaceae. The coding region runs from base 1 to 2577 and encodes 858 amino acids. The record is from RefSeq and is a predicted model, not a curated record.
AUGGACUUCAGCUUAGAAAGUCUCGAUUAUCUAAAUCGGGUCCAUCAAGGAAUGACCCAACCUGCCAGGACACCCGUUGCUCCCUCGCCCACCGCCGUUGUCAAUGGCCAUUCUGACCUGGCGGCCAAGGACAGGAAACAAGAUGACAAGCACACGAAGAAUACUGCACCUCAAACCAGCGAUAGCCGCGAAACUCAGCAAGUCAAUGGCCACGGUGAUUCCACACACAAUACCAACCUUGAGAACCCGCCUGACAUUUACAAUGCGCGCACAAUUGCCGAUAUCAAAGCCACCUUAUCCCAUCUCCAUGACCGUGAAGCUGCAGUAACUGCCCGCCUCGAUGCACUCGUAGCUUCGCAAAAAGACUUCUCCCGCGAACUAGGCCGACUGGAUCUGCUCCGCGCCCAACUAGGCUCGCAAGUAACCACUACUCGCGCAAUCAGCCAUGGCAUGCUUGCGGACGCUGCUAGGACCGCGGACCGCAUCUCCAGCGCCGUCAAGCGGCUCGAUCUCCAACAAUCGCGUGUCAAGGCUACACUGGACGUAGUGGAACAAGUAGUGGAGUUGAAAGCGUGUGUGCUAGGCGUCGCUGGGUCCAUGGGAGCAUCGCAAGACUGGGAAAUGGCUGCGAGUUACAUGAACCGUGCGUCGAAGAUCCCCAAGGAUGUCAUACUGGGUGAUUUUGCAGUGGAGAUCGUGCCUACUGCUGAAGUUCCGGAUCCGCCAAGUGUGACGCUGGAGAAUGCGGCGGAAUCGCUCUGCGGGUUGUUCCUGCGGGAAUUUGAACGGGCAGUCAAGGACAACGAUGAUGCGAAGAUCACGAGGUUUUUCAAAUUGUUUCCGCUUAUUGGGAGGUCAGCUGUUGGGCUGGAUGUGUAUGGGCGCUAUGUGUGCCAGGGCGUGGCGACACGGGCAAGGGCUAAUUUACAUUCUGGAGCGGGUGGGGAACUAAGGAAAGAUGGAUUCUUUUAUGCGAAUGCGUUGACCAAGUUGUUUGAACAUAUUGCGCAGAUUGUCGAUGGGCAUGGUGCUUUAGUGGAGAGACACUACGGUCAGGGCAAGAUGACGAGGGUUGUGGAAAGGUUGCAGGUCGAGGCGGAUGUUCAGGGGGGUAUCAUCUUGGAGUCCUGGAGCGAUGACCGCCACAUUGAUCGCAAGUUAACAGAUAUCAAGUCUUAUGCUUUUACGUUUCUUGUACAGAGCUUCCUGCCUGCUCCCCGGGGUAUGGGCACACCUCGAGCGAACUCGCCGGCUAGUCGCGAUGUAGCUUCACAGCGAUCAUAUGGCCAUUAUGCUGGGGAGAACGGUGAUGAGGAAGAAUUCAAAUUACCGGAGUUCCUUGCACAAUCAGCGCUGUGUCAGAAGAUCAGUGAUCGCCUUAUCCACCCAUUCAACGCAAUGACUACAUUUUUCCUCCGGCGGUCGGUGGAGAAGGCUUUCCAGUUAGACGAAGGACCCCCAGAAUUGACGUUAAACCGACACCAACCCCUGCGCGCUAACCCGCCACACAUCACUUCGGCCGUGGACGACAUUAUGUAUAUUGUCAACAAGGUUCUUCAGCAGUCGCUCCGCACUUCGCAACACGACGUCAUGGCCAGCGUGACGCCAACUCUCGCCCGGGUUCUUGGCACUGAUUUCAUCGGUAUGAUCCAGCGCAAGAUGCGGGAUGAAAGUUAUCCCAGAGGAGCUGCAGGUGGCGCUCCAUCUGAAACCACCAUCAUUGCCUUCCUAGUGCUUCUCAACAACCUUGACGUGGCCAUCGAGUACAUCCAGCGCAUCGUGAAAAACCAUGUGGAACCCUCGAAACCCGAAAUUGGCCGUAAUCGACCCGGCGACACCGCAGCCAGCGAAUCUCCGCUCGCCAACCUCUUCCCGCUCGGCAACGAGGCCCAGAGAGUAGGCAGCAUGCUGAAGUCGUUCUCCUCAUCAUUCGAGUCCAAAGCCCAGGAUCUCGUCAAUGAUGGGAUUCAAGUCUUGUUCAAUAAUGUCAUCAAAGCUCAUAUCCGACCUAUUUUAGCAGAAUCAUUCCGUGACAUUGAGUACCAACCGCGGGAUGAUGUUGUUAAUGAGAACGAUGUUGCCAACGGAGAAGGGUUGAUGGAUGAGGCCGACGGCAACGUCGUUCGUCACCGGUUUGCGAUAGCGUGGGCGGAUCUGCUAGAGCCGAUCGCACGAAUUCUUAGUGGACGGGUCUUUGAGCGGCUACUUGGCGUGAUUGUGGCGGCGCUGGCGCGACUUUUAGAAAAGCGUAUCUGGUCGUAUCAUGGCCGAGUGAAUGCGUUAGGGGCGACGCAGUUGGAGCGGGACGUUAUGGGGAUAGUUAGUGUAGCGGUGGAUGUGGGCCGGGAUGAUGGUGGUCGCAAAGGUGGUGGCGCCGGGGGUGAGGAUGGUGCAAGGCAGUAUGGGGGGGCUCGAUAUCGGCAUCGUGAGGCCUUUGGACGGUGUUUACAGAUCGUGAUGGUGAUGGGUAUGGAGGAGGAGGAGUGGGAGGAGGUCAUGCGCGGCAAUAUGGAGGAUGUGGUUGGUCGAUUGAGUGUGGAGGAGCGGGUGAGGGCAAGGGGGAUUGUUGUGAAUUGA